This is a messenger RNA of Fusarium tjaetaba, 3414 nucleotides long. Its product is annotated as lysyl oxidase 2 3 4. The record is from RefSeq and is a predicted model, not a curated record. The transcript is spliced from 7 exons. Gene Ontology annotation, cellular component: nucleus. Gene Ontology annotation, molecular function: DNA-binding transcription factor activity, RNA polymerase II-specific; zinc ion binding; transcription cis-regulatory region binding. Gene Ontology annotation, biological process: positive regulation of transcription by RNA polymerase II. NCBI's taxonomy places the organism in Eukaryota, Fungi, Ascomycota, Sordariomycetes, Hypocreales, Nectriaceae. Bases 1 to 3414 code for a protein of 1137 amino acids.
AUGUCGGACGAGUCACAUAGACGCCGUGCUAAGAAGGUGAAAACACGAACUGGCUGUUCUAACUGCAAGAGACGCAAAGUGAAGUGCGAUGAACAGCUUCCGGGAUGUAAGAGGUGCGCGAAAAUUGGCGUCGAAUGUCCCGGCUAUUAUAAGCCUGUGAAAUGGUCAGUCAAGUAUGAGAGACACAUGGUUAUUUCAUCACCGACUGCCGGAAACUCCUUUCAUUGGGUUGAAUCAGGUGCCAAUAAUCUAUCAAGCUCUAUGCAGCUGAAAUCAGGCCCUGGAAGCGGCAAGACUCAGAACGACAACGACUCCGAAGUACGAGCACCUCGUUCUUUCACGCAAGGUUCUCGUUCGACUUUAUCUGAUGCCAGGGAGCACUUGGAGGACAUGUUAGAAAUACAACCACCAUCGAUGUCGAAUUCAGAUCAACCUUCGACAUUGUGCGACGAUGUCCAAGUGGAUGAACAAUGCCCUCUUGCGCUCGAUGCCUUAUAUGAUGACUCUUUUUGCCUGAUGUCCUACACACCAACUCCACAGACAUCACUCAUCCUGGAUCACUACUUUACGACAGUUUGCCAUUUCAACUCAUCCUUCGACUCGGCGAAUAACCCGUUCCGAUCAGAAGUUGCCAGAAUGAUGGCCGACUCACCCCUACUCUUCAGUUGCGUGCUCAGCAUGUCAGCAGCUCAUUUGUACCAAGGCGACAAAAACAGCAGCCAUGUUCCAUUGGAGUUCCAGACUGAGGCAAUGUCACAUCUGUCGCAGACAUUGUCCGAACUUCCGAUAAGCAAGGAAUGCGCGGUACAUGAUAACCGACCUACAGCCUUGGUAUCUCGGGAGAGGAUUCUGAAUGUUUCCGAUGACUUACUCUUGAGCAUUAUAUUCCUGGGAAUGACUGCGGCUUGGCAUGAUGUCUCUGCAACUGGUCUGCCGCAUCUUCAUGGGUCACGACAACUAUUCAAAUCAUGGGUAGUAUUCAACAAACUCACAGACAUGGACAACAGAAGACAAAUGACAAGAACACAAACAUUCGUGGUCUCAUCUAUGGUAUAUUGGGAAGCUAUGAGCUCAGCGCUCUUCGACCAGCAGUACGAAGGCUUAUCACAUCUCAACAUCUUUUGUGAUCCCCAUCCCCCAGCACUUAUUCAGCCUUGUCCAUGGACUGGCAUUGCAACGCCCAUCUUUGUGUUCCUUGCAAAUACACUGACACUGGUGCGGAACAACCAGGCUUUGAAGAGCUUGCGGGUUUUUGAGUCUGGAGAGAGUCAUCGGAAGGCCCUGUACGCUGAGUUACUUGCCAAGGCAACUAGUCUUGAGCGCGAGAUUGUGGAGUAUCGCCUGCCCUUUGUUGGUCUUAUUGACAACAUCGGAGAUCCAUGCACAACGCCUGAUCACUUGCUGGCUAUUUCUCGCUGUUAUCGUAUGGCUGCCCUAUUAGAGCUCUAUUCUGCAUUCCCAGAGACAACAGGGAGAGAGGAGAUGCCAGACGGUGUUAUUGAUCUGCCUCAUGGCGAUGACGGGACACGCCUAGUCAUGGGACUGGCAUUUAGCAUAUUGGAAACAUUGGAAAAGAUUCCGGAUGACUCAGGGACAAUAUCGAUACAGCUCCUAUCACUACUGAUUGCUGGUAGUGUACUGGGGCCUGUCUGUGCAAAAGGAGAAGGUCUAGGAUCGAAGAGAUUGGAAACACUUCGUCUGCGGACAUUUGUUCGACAGCGGAUUCACAAGAUGUAUGCGGCUGUUCGUUUGGGGCCAAUUGGAAACGCCAUGCUUAUACUAGAGGAGGUUUGGGCGCUGCGAGGUUGCUCAGCCUCGGAACGUCGGAAUGACCACUUUGGCCAUCUUAUCAGCAACCUCGUACAUUUUGUCCCAAUCAGGAAAUGUGCCCAUGAGACCUCCAGUGCAUUUAAGAUGGCCAUGUUUCUAUCAAUGAACCUGAGCAUAUCAUCACAAAAUUCUCUUGUCAUCAGCAUCGCACUAGUCAUUAUGCCGACUUCAAAAGAAGGUUAUCUCUGGACCCCCAACGGCCUCACAACUGGCCUUGAAACAGACUCUGUUAUCAACGGUACACCCGAGUCGGCACUCCUUGACAAGUAUGAUGUUGUUGUAAUUGGAACUGGCUUUGCUGGACUUAUCGCUGCUCGGAAUAUCGGUCUUACCACCGGUAAGGUUCUUCUUGUCGAAGGCCGCGAUCGCAUCGGCGGAAGAACAUGGACUGCCAAAACUUUGGGUGAGGAGUUUGAGAUGGGAGGAACAUGGGUUCAUUGCAACCUCAAGACCUCAUCAGGAACAGCAGACGCCAAGUACACGGCUUAUACUGCAAGCUUUGCUGGCCCAAACAAGCUUGAUACGAAAGAGACAAACCAAGUAGUCCAGAAAGUAGCUGAUGCUUUCUUCGCCAUUGACGGCUUGACCAGUUACGAUUUAAUGCCAUAUCCCCACGAUCCAUUGCGCGAACCUGCGCUGUGGAAGAAAUAUGAGCAUCUCUCCGCCAAAGACCGCCUCGAUCAGUUGGACAUUCCCCAGUUCGAGAAGGACAUGUUUGAUGCCAUGAUCAGCUCUUUUGGCUCUGUGCCAGGUUCUCAAUGUGGCUUUGUUGAAGUGCUGCGAUGGUAUGCACUUGGUGGACAUUCAAUGGCUGGUGUUUUCGAGCGUGCUGGGCUCUGUAAGCUUGGAAAUGGCGGUAUGACAUCUUUGGCACUGGCAAUACUGUCUGAGUAUAGGGGACAUUUACUGUUCAAUACUGUGGUUGAGAAAAUCGACCAGAAAAGCAACGGGGUUACGUUGACUGCAAAGAAUGGUCGACGUAUCGAAGCCAAAUACCUGAUCUCGACUAUCCCGUUGAACUGCUUGUCGGAUAUCGCGUUCAAUCCUCCUCUCUCGCCACUCCGCCAAGAAGCUGUCAAGGCAGGUCAUAUCAACCAAGGUGCCAAGAUUCACUUCAAGUUGAAGCAAACCGAGCCCGGCUGGUUCGCUAUGGCAAGUGGCUACGGAAAUUCCCCCUGGUGUUUUGCAUUCUCUGACCACAAUGGCAACACUAACAAGAACAAUGGUACAUAUUGCAUUGGCUUUGGCUAUGGCGGGCAUCUCGCAGAUCCGCGAGCUAGCGGAGACAUCAUUGCAAGCUUUAAGGAAUACAUUAAACCUGAUGCGGAUGUUGAAGCCUAUCUCACCCACGACUGGAUGAACGAUGAUCUCGCGAAAGGGACCUGGAGCUGCUGGGGACCUGGCCCAGUUAUGAGUCGUUGGCUCAAGGAGCUUCAGACGCCUCAUGGCAGAGUCUUUUUCGCCAGUGCUGACUGGGCUAAUGGAUGGAGGGGUUUUAUUGAUGGAGCUAUUGAAAGUGGUAUUACAGCAAGUGUUAGUGUUAUGAGGUCGUUAUGCUGGGAAGGCUAUUUGUUUAAACUUUAA